This is a messenger RNA of Nycticebus coucang (slow loris), 1596 nucleotides long. RefSeq names its product zinc finger protein 724-like. Gene Ontology annotation, biological process: regulation of transcription by RNA polymerase II. The record is from RefSeq and is a predicted model, not a curated record. Gene Ontology annotation, molecular function: DNA-binding transcription factor activity, RNA polymerase II-specific; RNA polymerase II cis-regulatory region sequence-specific DNA binding. Lineage: Eukaryota; Metazoa; Chordata; Mammalia; Primates; Lorisidae. The transcript has 4 exons. Gene Ontology annotation, cellular component: nucleus. The coding region runs from base 1 to 1596 and encodes 531 amino acids.
AUGGGUCCUACGCCUCCCGGUAUCAUCUCCGGAGGCUGUGGACCCAAGUCUCUGCUGGAUGGUGCGGCUCAGAAUUUGGACCUUUUUGGCUAUAGGGAACUAUUGACAUUCAGGGAUGUCACCAUAGAAUUUACUCCAGAAGAGUGGGAAUGCUUGGACACUGCUCAACGGAAAUUGUAUAGGGAUGUGAUGUUAGAGAACUACAGAAACCUGGUCUUUGUGGCACCACCUAUCAAGGGAAACAAUAAGCAGUCUCUUGAAAGCCCCAGAGAAAACCAGGACUUUGGAUAUAUGUUUGGAUUAUGUGUUCAACCAAAUGUUUCUGAAGAGAAGAGAUUUAAAAUUGAAGAAUAUAUUUAUGAAUGUCAUCAAUUUGAUGAGUCCUUCAUUAAAACUUUGUUAUUCUUUCACCAACCAACAUUACCUUCACAUGCCAAAAUCCAUGACUGGGAUCAAUAUGAGAAAGAAUGUCAGAGAACUCACACUGGAGAGAAACCCUAUGAAAAUGAAGACUGCGGUAAAGCCUUUAAAUGGGACUCCACACAUACAAAACAUCGAAUAAUUCAUACUGGAGAGAAAACGUACAAAUGUGAAGAAUGUGGCAAAGCCUUUAACCGGUGCUCAAACCUUAUACAACAUCAGAAAAUUCACACUGGAGAGAAACCCUACAAAUGUGAGGAAUGUGGUAAAGACUUUAAAUGGGUCUCAAAACUUAGAAAACAUCAGAGAAUUCAUACUGAAGAGAAACCCUACAAAUGUAAAGAAUGUGGCAAAGCCUUUAACCGUUGCUCAAAACUCACACAACAUAAGAGAAUUCACACUGGAGAGAAACCUUACAAAUGUGAGGAAUGUGGUAACACUUAUAAGUGGGCCUCAACAUUUAGAAUACAUAAGAGAAUUCAUACUGGAGAGAAAACCUACAAAUGUGAAGAAUGUGGCAAAGCCUUUAACAGGUGUUCAAACCUUACACAACAUAAGAGAAUUCACACUGGAGAGAAACCUUGCAAAUGUAAGGAAUGUGGUAAAGUCUUUAAAUGUGCCUCAACACUGAGAAAACAUCACAGAAUUCACACUGGAGAGAAACUCUACAAAUGUGAAGAAUGCGGCAAAGCCUUUAACCAGUGCUCAAAACUCACACAACAUAAGAGAACUCAUACUGGAGAGAAACCUUACAAAUGUGAGGAAUGUGGUAAAGCCUAUAAAUGGGCCUCAACAUUUAGAGUACAUCAGAGAAUUCAUACUGGAGAGAAACCCUACAAAUGUGAAGAAUGUGGCAAAGCCUUUAACCGGUGUUCAAACCUUACACAACAUAAGAGAAUUCACACUGGAGAGAAAUCAUACAAAUGUGAAGAAUGUGGCAAAGCCUUUAACCAGUGCUCAAAACUUACACAACAUAAGAGAAUUCACACUGGAGAGAAACCCUACAAAUGUGAAGAAUGUGGCAAAGUCUUUAACCAGUGCUCAAUUCUUAUACGACAUCAGAGAAUUCACUCUGGAGGGAAACCCUACAAAUGUGAAGAAUGUGGCAAAGCCUUUAAAUGGUGCUCAUCUCUUAAACAACAUCAGAUAAUUCAUUCUGGAGAGAAACCCUACUAA